Molecule: messenger RNA, 1662 nt
Organism: Myotis daubentonii (Daubenton's bat)
Lineage: Eukaryota; Metazoa; Chordata; Mammalia; Chiroptera; Vespertilionidae
Product: glycerol kinase-like
Biological process (GO): glycerol metabolic process; triglyceride metabolic process; glycerol-3-phosphate biosynthetic process
Cellular component (GO): mitochondrion
Molecular function (GO): glycerol kinase activity
Source: RefSeq, a predicted model, not a curated record
AUGGCAGCGGCAAAGAGAACAGAUGUGGGGCUGUUGGUGGGGGCAGUGGAUCAGGGCACCAGCUCGACGCGCUUCUUGGUUUUCGACUCAAAGACAGCCGAACUACUUUGUCAUCACCAGGUGGAAAUAAAACAGGAGUUUCCCAAAGAAGGAUGGGUGGAGGAAAACCCUAAGGAAAUUCUGCUGUCCGUCUACGAGUGCAUAGACAAAGCAUGUGAGAAACUCCAACGGUUCAACGUUGACCUUUCCAACGUCAAAGCGAUCGGCAUCACCAACCAGCGGGAAACCACCGUGGUCUGGGACAGGGUCACCGGGGAGCCGCUCUACAACGCGGUUGUGUGGCUGGACCUCAGAACCCAGUCUACCGUUGAGAACCUCAGCAAGAAGAUUCCCGUGAAUAAUAACUUCGUCAAGACCAAGACGGGCCUUCCCCUGAGCACUUACUUCAGCGCCGUGAAACUUCGUUGGCUGCUGGACAAUGUGGAAAGCGUUCAAAAGGCUGUGGAAGAAGGGAGGGCUCUCUUUGGGACCGUUGACUCCUGGCUCAUCUGGAACCUGACGGGAGGCGCGGAGGGAGGCGUCCACUGCACGGACGUGACAAAUGCAAGCAGGACGAUGCUCUUCAACAUCCACUCUCUGAAAUGGGAUAAGGAGCUCUGUGAAUUUUUUCAAAUUCCAAUGAACAUUCUUCCCAACGUCCGGAGCUGCUCCGAGAUCUACGGCUUAAUGAAAGCCGGGGCCUUGGAAGGGGUGCCCAUCUCGGGGUGUUUGGGCGACCAGUCGGCCGCAUUGGUGGGACAGAUGUGCUUCCAGGACGGGCAAGCCAAAAACACGUACGGCACAGGCUGCUUCUUGCUGUGCAACACCGGCCGCAAGUGCGUGUUUUCCGAGCACGGCCUGCUGACCACGGUGGGCUACAAACUCGGCAGAAACAAGCCCGUGUGCUACGCCCUGGAAGGGUCUGUCGCCAUCGCGGGUGCUCUUGUUCGCUGGCUACGAGACAAUCUUGGAAUUAUAAGCAGCUCAGAGGAAAUUGAAAAGCUGGCUAAAGAAGUGGGUACCUCUUAUGGCUGCUACUUCAUCCCCGCCUUUUCCGGGUUAUAUGCCCCUUACUGGGAUCCCAGCGCCAGAGGGAUCAUCUGCGGGCUCACUCAGUUCACCAACAAGUGCCAUCUUGCUUUUGCUGCCUUAGAAGCCGUUUGCUUCCAAACCCGAGAGAUUUUGGAUGCCAUGAACCGCGACUGUGGGAUUCCACUCAGCCAUCUGCAGGUGGACGGAGGAAUGACCAACAACAAAGUUCUCAUGCAGCUGCAGGCAGAUAUUCUGUGCAUCCCCGUAGUGAAGCCCACCAUGCCCGAAAUAACGGCCCUGGGCGCCGCCAUGGCAGCAGGGGCCGCGGAGGGAGUCGGGGUUUGGAGUCUGGACCCUGAGGAUUUGUCCGACUUCAUAGAGGAAAGGUUUGAACCCCAGAUCAAUGCUGAGGAAAGUGAAGUCCGUUAUUCUAUCUGGAAGAAAGCUGUGACGAAGUCGAUGGGCUGGGUGACAACUGAGGCUUCAGAAAGCGGUGACCCUAGUAUCUUCAGCAGUCUACCCUUGGGCUUUUUUGUGGUGAGCAGCAUGGUCAUGUUAAUCGGAGCGAGGUACAUCUCAGGUAUCCCAUAA